AUGAGAUGGUUUAAACGAUCGACCGAGUCACCGAAACUGCUCAGUUUGUCCCCGCUGCGGCAUGCCGAGUCCGGGAAUGUGUACGGCGGCAAUGAACCACUGGCCAGUGGGUUGGCCGGAGAUCCUGACCGCCUUGGGACGUUCCGACGACGAAGUGCAGGCGAUGGGCUUGAAUCACAGCCUCCAGUUAGCUCUCCUGCCAGCUCGUCUGAUUCGUCCGGUUCGUCCGGUUCGAGUGGUGGAUCCUCACUUUCAACGGCAACCGGCUCUUCGGGCACUUCCAGCACGACCUCACCAUUUUCCUACACCAGUGAUAGCCUCAGCAAGAGCAGCAGCAACAGCAGCAACAGCAACAGCCACAGGAUCGUACCCGUCACGCCACGAAAAUCCCGCAUAGACCUGUCACCCGUCAACUGGGCAAAACGGACGGGAUCAUCCGGCAUCAACUGCUAUAGCAUCGAGGAAGGGCGGGUUAUCGAGCGUCCCAAAGGUCGCUACGUUUCACCGAUACGCAUCAAGCACAAACAGCAAGCACUCGCGAAUGCGGCGACGACCUGCACCACGAACGCCACAACUCCUCCUGGUCAUUCACAUCCUGCCACGUCCAACAUCAUCGCCAACACACCCGUGUCGAGGCGAAUACUACUGCAACGGGCCAGUGCCGAUAAGAGCGCUGACAGCUCAACCGCAGGCAGUGCGUCGUUGUACAAGCAGCUGAGUCGUUCGAUCGGCAACAUCGUCGACACGAUCGAGAGUCGCAGUCCGUCAUUAAGCCAACGAUCGAUACCGUACAGGGAGAAGAAAAAUCCGCUUGGAAGCACACGUCUAUCCUGCUACCAACCGAUCAGUCUCGAGGGCAAAUCGGACGAGGGUUCAGAGGCGAUCUUUCGUAACGAUCACCAGCAUGCUGCCAAACCGGAAGUCAACAGUGCGACCCUACGAGUGCAGAAAGUGCGCCAUCCGCUGUACAAAUCCGUCGACGAUCUAAUCUUCCUUGGGACGACCGGUGACGUCAUCGUGCCAUCGACGGCGCCUUCCGUUCCAACUGCAUCGACUGGAGCUGCUUUGGAAGCCGCAAACCCAAGAGAACCCGCAACAGAAACGAGCACUCAUAAUCAAGGCGCAGCAAUUGUUGCAUUACAGCAGCGAUUAGCUUCGCCGAGUGCGUCACUGACGGUGGGGAUCGACUCAAGACGGAACCAACAACACGCUAUCGUCGUUGAUACGGACCGACCCCAAACGAAAACUGCUGCUGAGCGUCGUUUAUCGUACCCAAGCGUGGGGAGUCCUGGGAUUUCGAUUGACCACCGUGGCUUAACGGUGGUGGUCUCGGACGAACCAGCGGCCUGUAGCACAACUUGCGAAGUACCAAAGAACGAAUCCGCAAUCACAACGACGACGGAGAUGGCGGAUUCAGCGGACCAUGAUGAGACGUACGGGUUCGCGCAGAUGCGCACAACACUUGGUCCGAUCGAGACUGCGUACCGGUUGCGAUUGGAGGCGUUCAAACACGAGUCUGGGCACGAUGGAGUUGCCCCACUUAAGACCCCAAAGAGAAAGGACAACUUCACCAACAAGAUCCGUGCGAUGUCGGACCGCACGCAGAAGCUGUUCUCGCGGAUCUACUCCACGAACGCCAGUGCGACGACUGGUCAGAAGGGUUACUCCUUAUCGGCUACCAAAUCGCUCAAGAAAUCCACCGGCAAGCUGUCGGAAGCGAGCCGACGUAGUGUCAGCUACGGUGCACUGCCUGGGUUGGGCGAUUUCCAACGGAACACAUCCAAAGAGCACGCUGGUGAUUACGAGGACAUCGAGAAGUCCGUCGUAGAGUGUCGUCACGAGGACGACGAUGAGGACCGAGUGGUGCCUCAGGUGAAGCAAAUCCCGAUCGACGACCUGGAGGCAGAACUACUGGGAGGUGUUGGAACCACAGUCAUCACCAUCGGCACCGGACACACCGACGCAGAGGACGGUGAUUCUGGCAUUCUGGUGAACGAAUCUGGCGCCUCAUCUAUCCUCGAGACGGAUGACGUGUUCGAACAGGGUCCCAGAAUUCCCUGCAUUCCGACCAAAGUGCAGGGUGGUGGAUGUUUGGACGCCACUGAGUUCAAACUGGUCACGAUCCGGUUAGAUGAUCCGGUUGACCCGGAACCAACCGUGGAAGAUGGAACCGGUGGGUUGGGUAUCAUCAUUACGCCGAUUGCCACCUCGGAGGGAGAAGUUAGCAACCGCUACAAGGUGGCCCACGUGCUGCCUGGAGGACUUGUUUACAGAGAAGGUUCGAUACAACCGAACGAUGAGAUUGUCAACAUCCUCGGGAAGCGACUACGUGGGUUGUCGAUGCGCCAGGUGCAGGAGCUACUCAACAGUUGCGCCCGCAAUCGGGGCUUGAACCGCACCAGCAUCGAUCUUGUCAUUUGCCGUAGCAGGGCAAAUGGCAUCGAUCAGCAGGAAGGUGACGAUCAGCAACACCAUCUGCAACAGCGGCCACCCUCGUCGGCCAGCCGGAGGUUGUUCCGAAACAGCCGAAAGAUAUCACUCGAUUCGUACCUCGAGGACGAACGACCCGAUCACAGUGGGAGCGAGACCGGUUCCGAGCAGGAUACGGCCAAUUAUGCUUCGAUUGCCAUCAAAAUCGAUGGCAACAAGUACAACACCCUCGGGACACCGAGACGCACGAAGCAACCGCUCUCGAUGGUCUACAAACCGCAACAGCAGCAGCAGCAGCAGCAGCAGCAGCAUCAGCAGGUGUUACAGCAACCCCAACAACAACCACCUUCCCUUAACACCGUCUCAUGCGAUGGCACAGAGGUUGAUUCGCAACCACCUUCGCUGGACUGCGCCAAACGACGAUCGUUUACGAAAAACGUCUCAACGACGCAACCCUCUAACGCGUCCUCCAAAGUCGUCCGUCGGUCACUGGUUGGCAAACAGACGACGACUACUCCUCAGCAACAGCUGCUGCAACCAACCGGAUGUCCACUGACGACGACCCGCAGUACGCUGAAUCUGUGCGAUGACGAGAAGCUGGAACUGCAUGCAUCUACCUCGGAUGAUGCGGAAACAAGCAGUGGUACGAGUUCACUGGAGCUGGACAAGACUACCGCCAGCAACUUCUGCACGUUACCACGUCGGCCCAAAUCAACCGCCCUCUGUUCGUUCCACACGGUCGCAUUCGAGAAGGGUCCAGGCAAGAAGUCACUCGGAUUUACCAUCGUAGGUGGACGGGAUAGUCCACGUGGGGCGCUCGGUAUCUUCAUCAAGAGUAUCCUGCCUUCUGGUCAGGCUGCUGAGGAUGGGCGGUUGCGAGCGGGUGACGAGGUGCUAGCAGUUAACGGACAAGUCUGCCACGAUCUCACCCACCUCGAAGCCGUGAAGAUGUUCAAAAGCAUCAAGACGGGUGAAAUUGUGCUUCAGCUGUGCCGCAGGAACAAGUCCUCCCAUCGCUCGAUGGACAUCGAUGCUAAUGCAUGCUGAGGAGGACUAGCGGACUGGGAAGCUCGGUGAAAGACUUAUUAGCGGGUAGAUAGGCAGGUCGAAAGAUGCUGUACAGGGUGGGCUAAGGGAGCUACUUAGUAGGCGCGGCGUUUGCAAGUUAAGUUAACGUAUAGUAGCGAGCUUAGUAGGCCGGUGGUGUAAAUAUCUGCUCGGCAUGCUCGCGCGUGUCCUGGCGGCUAAAAAUAGUGUAGUGUUCGAGCGACAACAAAAUGGCGCAAACUCUGUCAGACUCUGUAUGUACGUGUAUCGAAUAUAAUUUAAAACA
Molecule: messenger RNA, 3763 nt
Organism: Anopheles nili
Lineage: Eukaryota; Metazoa; Arthropoda; Insecta; Diptera; Culicidae
Exons: 4
Coding region: 1-3477 (1158 amino acids)
Molecular function (GO): protein binding
Source: RefSeq, a predicted model, not a curated record